Messenger RNA from Lotus japonicus, 3526 nucleotides. Its product is annotated as probable ATP-dependent DNA helicase CHR12. Bases 134 to 3334 code for a protein of 1066 amino acids. Gene Ontology annotation, molecular function: histone binding; ATP binding; DNA binding. Gene Ontology annotation, cellular component: nucleus. The transcript has 11 exons. NCBI's taxonomy places the organism in Eukaryota, Viridiplantae, Streptophyta, Magnoliopsida, Fabales, Fabaceae. Gene Ontology annotation, biological process: positive regulation of transcription by RNA polymerase II. The record is from RefSeq and is a predicted model, not a curated record.
AGGAACGGGGUUGCGGAAGUCGGCGAUUAGGAAAUAGCGAAGACUAGAGAGGAAAAACAGGGUUAAGGCGUGUUUUAAUUUUACUGUAAACUCACUCUCUCGCGAGCGAGGGAAGAAGAAGAAGAAGAAGAAGAUGGAGGAGCAAGCAUUGAUUGGAGCGCUGAACCUGAUAUCUCGCAACCUUCCUCUUCCCCCUGACCUCUUCACCACCGUUUCAUCCAUUUAUCACCGAUCUCAACCUCAACCUCAACCUCAACCUCAACCUCAACCUCAACCUCAACCUCAACAACAAGAUUUGUUGGCAGACCUUCAAGAUGCACUCUCCAACCACCGUGCCUCCUCCGCCUCCAAAUUAGACCAAGCAACCGAAACCCGUUAUCAAACUCUCAUUCAACACCGCUUAACUCAGCUUCAAGAAUUGCCUUCCACCAGGGGAGAUAACCUACAGACAACUUGCCUGCUUGAGUUUUAUGGUCUAAAGCUGGCAGAGUUGCAGAGGAAGGUUCGGACUGACGUCAGCUCUGAAUACUGGCUCCGCGUUCAGUGUGCGUGUCCCGACAAACAAUUGUAUGAUUGGGGCAUGAUGCGGUUGCGCCGCCCACCGUAUGGUGUUGGAGAUCCGUUUGCCAUGGAUGCUGAUGAUCAAAUAAGGAAGAAACGGGAUGCUGAGAGACUAUCAAGAUUAGAAGAGCAGACAAAGAAUCACAUAGAGACCAGAAAAAGAAGAUUUUUUGCAGAAAUAUUGAAUGCUGUCCGCGAGUUCCAGUUACAAAUUCAAGCUUCUUUGAAGCGGAGAAAACAGAGGAAUGACGGUGUCCAGGCAUGGCAUGGAAGGCAAAGACAACGUGCAACCCGGGCUGAGAAAUUGAGAUUCCAAGCUUUAAAGUCCGAUGAUCAGGAAGCUUACAUGAGAAUGGUGAAAGAGAGUAAGAAUGAAAGAUUGACUUUACUUCUUGAAGAAACAAAUAAACUGCUUGUAAAUUUGGGAGCAGCUGUUCAACGUCAAAGGGACUCCAAAAAAUCUGAUGGUAUUGAACCCUUGGAAGAUUUAGAAGCUGAUUUACCGGAGUCAGAUGCCUUGAAGAAUAAGGACUCGCCUCUUGACGAAGAUGUGGAUUUGAUAGACUCUGAUUAUAAUGGUGACACUAGUGAUUUACUUGAAGGUCAGCGGCAAUACAAUUCUGCCAUACACUCAAUUCAAGAAAAGGUAACUGAGCAGCCAUCCAUCCUUCAAGGUGGAGAAUUAAGAUCUUACCAGAUAGAAGGGCUCCAGUGGAUGCUUUCUUUGUUUAAUAACAACUUGAAUGGAAUUUUGGCUGAUGAAAUGGGACUUGGGAAGACAAUACAAACCAUUUCGUUGAUAGCACAUCUUAUGGAAUACAAGGGUGUGACUGGACCUCACUUGAUAGUGGCUCCAAAGGCUGUUCUGCCAAAUUGGAUGAAUGAAUUCUCAACCUGGGCUCCAAGCAUCAAAACUAUUCUUUAUGAUGGACGGAUGGAUGAGAGGAAAGCAAUGAAAGAAGAAUUGUCAGGGGAGGGGAAAUUUAAUGUUUUGUUGACACACUACGAUCUUAUAAUGCGAGACAAAGCAUUUCUCAAGAAAAUCCAUUGGCUCUACUUGAUUGUGGAUGAAGGGCAUCGAUUGAAGAAUCAUGAGUGUGCUCUUGCCAGAACCCUGGACUCAAGCUAUCACAUUCAACGAAGACUUUUGCUGACGGGUACUCCAAUUCAAAACAGUUUGCAGGAAUUGUGGUCCCUGCUCAAUUUUCUCCUUCCAAGCAUUUUCAAUUCAGUUCACAAUUUCGAGGACUGGUUCAAUGCUCCCUUUGCAGACCGAGUUGAUGUCUCACUAACAGAUGAAGAACAGUUAUUGAUUAUUCGGCGUCUGCAUCAAGUAAUAAGGCCCUUCAUAUUAAGGAGGAAGAAGAAUGAAGUGGAAAAGUUUCUCCCUGGGAAAUCUCAGGUCAUACUCAAAUGUGAUAUGUCAGCCUGGCAAAAAGUGUAUUAUCAACAAGUAACUGACGUGGGCAGAGUUGGCUUAGCUACUGGUUCUGGAAAAUCAAAAAGCCUACAGAACUUGACAAUGCAACUUAGAAAGUGUUGUAACCAUCCUUACCUCUUUGUGGGAGACUAUGAUAUGUAUAGGCAUAAGGAGGAAAUCAUCAGAGCAUCAGGGAAGUUUGAACUUCUUGAUCGAUUGCUUCCAAAACUUCGGAGAGCUGGUCACAGAGUCCUCCUUUUUUCACAAAUGACUCGUCUGAUGGACAUUCUUGAAAUUUAUCUGCGACUUCAUGAUUAUAAAUUUCUUAGACUUGAUGGCUCAACAAAAACAGAGGAAAGAGGUUCCCUACUACAGAAAUUCAAUGCUCCUGAUUCUCCGUACUUCAUGUUUCUCUUGAGCACUCGUGCUGGAGGUCUUGGUUUGAACUUACAAACAGCAGAUACGGUUAUAAUCUUUGACAGUGAUUGGAACCCACAAAUGGAUCAGCAAGCUGAGGAUCGAGCUCAUCGCAUUGGACAAAAAAAGGAAGUUAGAGUCUUUGUGCUGGUUAGUGUGGGAUCAGUUGAAGAGGUGAUUUUAGAGCGUGCUAAACAAAAGAUGGGGAUUGAUGCCAAAGUCAUCCAGGCAGGGCUUUUCAACACAACUUCAACAGCCCAGGACAGAAGAGAAAUGUUGGAGGUGAUCAUGCGUAGAGGUACUAGCUCACUUGGGACAGAUGUGCCAAGCGAGAGAGAAAUUAAUCGCCUUGCAGCCCGAUCUGAUGAGGAAUUUUGGCUGUUUGAGAGAAUGGAUGAAGAGAGAAGGCUAAAGGAGAAUUACAGAUCUCGUCUCAUGGAAGAGCAUGAAGUGCCAGAUUGGGUAUACUCUGCACUAAAUAAGGAUGAGAAGGUCAAAGCUUUUGAUAGUGGUAGUGUCAGUGGAAAGCGGAAAAGGAAAGAAGUGGUAUAUGCUGAUACAUUAAGUGAUCUACAAUGGAUGAAGGCUGUGGAGAGCGCACAAGACAUGCCUAAGCAUUCAGUUAAAAGGAAGAGGAGAGACAGCGAUGCACAGGCCAGUGAUGAUAUUGGGGCAGAAGAAAGGUUAUUAGAGUUAAGAAAUGGAAGUGAGAGAUCCAGUGAGGAUACUUUCAAUGUGACCCCUGCCUCUAAGAGGCCCAAGCAUGAAGAACUAAAUUCCCAGAAUCAUGAAAACGAGGACGUAAGAGUAGGUGGUUUGAACGAGAAUGUGUUUUCCUGGAAUACUAAAAAAAAGAAGAGAUCAAGCUAUCUUAGCCAGGGUUCAUUAUCUGAUACUAAAGGGCAGAAUUCAAAUGGAAGAGCAAACAGGAACUGAUCGGGAUUUCAAUUUAGUCAAGGAUGACAGAAUUUUCCCAACAUUUGAACUGUGAUAUCUGCUUUUAAUUCUGUAGAGUAUCAAGAGUUUUAGGUGGAUUGCAUAUGAUUAACAAAUGAAGAUACCAGCAAAUUCAUUCUGGUAGUUGUAACAUGUUUAUCAGCAUUAAUGUAAAAUCAAUAGUUUUAUGAA